Molecule: messenger RNA, 956 nt
Organism: Austrofundulus limnaeus
Lineage: Eukaryota; Metazoa; Chordata; Actinopteri; Cyprinodontiformes; Rivulidae
Product: proteinase-activated receptor 3
Exons: 2
Coding region: 1-903 (300 amino acids)
Biological process (GO): positive regulation of Rho protein signal transduction; phospholipase C-activating G protein-coupled receptor signaling pathway
Cellular component (GO): plasma membrane
Molecular function (GO): G protein-coupled receptor activity
Source: RefSeq, a predicted model, not a curated record
AUGAACACCAAUAUAAGUUCAAACGUCAGCCUUCACAACUCCACCAACCACAAGCGUUACCAUGGUCCACUGUGGUACCAUUACCCUGAGUGUGAGGAGACCCCUUACAGCUUUAUUUUCUACUAUGGGGUCAAGGUGCUCAACUUCUUGGUUGGCUCGCCGAGCAACAUCUUCGUCAUCUGGCAAAUUGCGAGCAAGAAAAAGAACACCUCCACGUCUGACAUCUUCAUCUUCAACCUGGCUUUGCUGGACGCUUACUUCUGCUUGAUGACACCGAUAGAGCUGACCAACAGGAUGCUGUGGAGUAACGAGUAUGUCUGGUACUUCCAGAGGUUUGCCUACGGAGUUAAGGACUUAACGCCGCUGUUCCUUGUGUGUAUCUGCAUGGAUCGCUACAUAGCCGUGGUCCACCCGGUGUUUUUCUCUAGAUAUCGAGACAGCAUGGCCCGGACUACCAUUUCUGUGGUGGUUUGGAUUCUAAUGAUGCCUUACAGCCUGACAAAGUCCAUCUUUGGAAUCAUGAGCACGACAGAUGUCUUCGGCGGGGUCAUCCUCUUCGCGUUCGCAAUCAUGGUCUUCUGCAACAUCUCUGUCAUCUGGGUUCUCCGUCACUCCGUGGCCGGGAAGGAGGUGAUGCACCCAGUGAAGAAGAAGGCCUUUAAGAUGGUACUGAAAAACCUGGCCAUCAUUGUGGUCAACUACCUGACCCCCGUGGCCACCAUGCCCUUCGUGCCAGUUUACUCGUACAUCGAGUACCGCUGCUUCAUCAGCAUCAUCGUGUUCUCCAUCAUGGAUCUGAGCUGCAUCAUCGAGCCACUCCUCUACAUCACAAAGAUGGAGAAAUUAAACGUAAUGUGCUGCAAGCAGGACUCUACAGAAAGCCCAUCUGAUGCUAAAGUUUGAUGAAAACUCCAUCAAUGCUGUUGGUAAAUCAAAUACACACUCUUAACACGACU